Colletotrichum truncatum is the source of this 1677-nucleotide messenger RNA. Its product is annotated as amino acid permease. Gene Ontology annotation, biological process: transmembrane transport. NCBI's taxonomy places the organism in Eukaryota, Fungi, Ascomycota, Sordariomycetes, Glomerellales, Glomerellaceae. Gene Ontology annotation, cellular component: membrane. Gene Ontology annotation, molecular function: transmembrane transporter activity. The record is from RefSeq and is a predicted model, not a curated record.
AUGAAAUUUUCUAUUUUCUCAGUUGAGUUGGUUUAUGAGACCGCACGAAGUAGGGAAUUCAUGAUGCAGAGCAGUUCCAUGGAGAUGCAUCAGCCAAAGGGCGACUAUGCUGCGGUGAACACAACCAGCUCCUCCGAAAAGACGAACGGCAGCAGCCAGCAAACUCAAGAUGGGCACAACUACCAGGCCAACGACAACGUCGGCUCGACUCUCCGACGGCUGUUUUCGUUCUGGCAACUCCUGGCUUUCGCCUUGAUAUUCAUGUCGUCGUGGGAAGUCAUGGCCAUGGACAUGGGAGCCACGUUUUACAACGGCGGGCCGCAGACGCUCGCGUGGGGUAUCAUUCUCGUCGUCGUCGGCGCAAUGGCACAAGCGCUGUCCAUGGCUGAGCUCGCUGCUAUACAGCCCAUCGCAGGGGCACAGUAUCACUGGACUCAUUUUCUCGCGCCCGAGAAGCAUAGGCGUUUCAUCACCUGGAUGCAAGGCUGGGUAACGUGGUUCGCCUGGGUCUCUGCCCUCGCGGGCUCAGCUGCCUCGGAAGCCAACAUCAUAAUGGGGCUCGUCGUGACAAACUACCCCAGCUACAACUUUCAGCCUUGGCACCUGACGAUGGUCAUCAUCGCGCAGCUUGUCGUGGUAGGUCUAAUUAACAUGUAUGCCUUCCGUACCAUCCCCUGGAUGGAACUGCUCGCGGGUGUUCUCCACGUUAUUCUCUGGCUCAUUUUCGUCGUCGUCCUCUUGACUCUCGCCCCGCGGGCCAGCGCCGAUUUCGUCUUUUUCGAACGAACCGUCGGCUCGGGGUGGACGAACGGCUUCGUGUCGUGGAACAUUGGCAUGCUGGUCCCGGCGUGGGGAUUCAUCGGGUUCGAUGGUGUCGUGCACAUGGCGGAGGAGGUGAAGCAGGCGAAACAGGCCGUGCCGAGAGCGAUGCUGUGGACGAUCGUGCUCAACGGGAUCCUCUCGUACGGCAUCAUCCUGGCGAUCCUGUUCGCCAUGGGGGAGCCCGAUGAGGUCUUGUCGUCAGACUACCCUAUCAUCCCGCUGCUGUUCAACGCGGCCGGUCCCGCGGCCGGAACUGCCAUGGUCUGCGGUCUUCUCAUCAUCACCUUCUGCGUCGUCGCGGCAUCGUUGGCUUCGGUGUCGAGAAUUACUUGGGCGUGGGCUCGCGAUGGGGGCUUGCCGCGAUAUUUCGCCAAAGUUCACCCUAAAUACAGGGUUCCGAUUCGUUCUGUUUGGUUGCCGUGCAUCAUCGUCAGUCUGCUCUCGCUCUUCACCGUCGGCAACAACGCUACGGCGACCAUUUUCUCUGCAUUCACGGCGCUUUCGUCUCUGGGACUUUACAGUUCUUACGUCAUCGCCAUAUCAUGUAUGCUUCAUGCCCGGACGACAGGACGCAUAGGGCAUGGUCCGCAGUAUCAGGUCCAAUAUGGCGGAUGGUCGCUGCCCAAAGGUUGGGGUACACCGAUCAACAUUUACGCAUUGCUUUGGUCGCUUUAUUUGAGUAUUUGGCUCCCGUUUCCGCAGACUCUUCCGGUUACGGGUACGGAGAUGAAUUACGCGGGACCUGUGUAUGUCGUGGUUGUGGUUGGGGCUGUAAGCUUCUGGUUUACAUGGGGAAAGAAACACUGGCCGGGGUUGAACAAGACUGCGAUUGAGAGGGUCGAGGCGUAUAACUAG